Messenger RNA from Closterium sp. NIES-65, 2448 nucleotides. The record is from the annotation of a GenBank genome assembly. NCBI's taxonomy places the organism in Eukaryota, Viridiplantae, Streptophyta, Zygnematophyceae, Desmidiales, Closteriaceae.
AUGGCAAGUCCCACUAAGUAUCAUCCCAGUCUUCCCAUCCGACGCGUCCACGUGGAGCAGCGCCGCCCGGCGCGCUCCGGCGUCGUCCACUGCGGCGCAGUCGUCGUCGCCGCAGCAGCGGGGCCUCGCCGGCUCGGCGACAUGGCUGCCGCGGCUCCACGUGUGUCCCACACGAGCCCCCUCACGCUCUCCCGCGCGACAUGCUCAGCAUGGCGGAAGUUUGAAUCUUCAGCAAGUUCCUGGUUCGCCAGUCCGACUGCAGUGGAGAGCUUUAUCAGUGAUGAUGGAUUGCAGAGCCGCCCGGCGAGCAUUGUUGGCAAGAGCAGGAACCUUUUCCUUCUCCACUGCGGCAGUGGAGGCUGGAUUCUCGAGUCGCUCGCUCCCCCUCCCCCUCCUCCCUGCACCUCUCCUCGCCUUCCACUCUCCCCUGCUCUUCCCCACUCCCUCUUCUCCCUCCGGAUCUCCAACCCCACCACUCCCCUCCUCUCCUUCCCGCUCUCCAUCCCCACCACUCCCCUCCUCUCCUUCCCGCUCUCCAACCCCACCACUCCCCUCCUCUCCUUCCCGCUCUCCAACCCCACCACUCCCCUCCUCUCCUUCCCGCUCUCCAACCCCACCACUCCCCUCCUCUCCUUCUCGCUCUCCAACCCCACCAGUCCCCUCCUCUCCUUCCCGCUCUCCAACCCCACCACUCCCCUCCUCUCCUUCCCGCUCUCCAACCCUCCCACUCACCUCCCCCCUCGCCCCCUCGUUCCCACUGCGCACCAUCCACAGCCUCCUCCCUUGCCGCUGAAUUGCCUCCUCUUCUUCCAAUUCCACCCCUCUCCCUCUCUCCCUCUUCCCCUGGCAGCGCUGGUGCUGGAGGAGUGUGGCACCGCAUGGGGAUUGUCGGCGAGCGAGUGGCACGUGGGGGGCGAGUGCGACACGGCGCAGUUCAUUGCCUGCGAUGCCAACGGGCUCGUCACUGGCAUGUGGCUUGAAAACGAAGGUCUACUGGGCUCCAUUCCAACAGCUCUUGGCACUCUCACCUCUCUCACCUCUCUAUCCCUGAGCUACAACGCCUUGGAAGGCCCUAUACCUGCCUCCUUUAGUGCACUUGCUUCGCUCGUGUACCUAGAUCUGCAGUCCAACGCGCUAAACGAGUCCAUUCCAGAUGCCAUCUCGGAGAUGACUGCUCUCACAGGCCUGCAUAUGCUCUCGCAUGCCCCAUGCUUACUCAUUCCUCGUUCAUUCCACGCCUCGCUUACACCCUCUCUCACACCUCCUGUUCUCACACCUCCUGCUCUCACACCUCCUGCUCUCACACCUCCUGCUCUCACACCUCCUGCUCUCACACCUCCUGUUCUCACACCUCCUGUUCUCACACCUCCUGUUCUCACACCUCCUGUUCUCACACCUCCUGUUCUCACACCUCCUGUUCUCACACCUCCUGUUCUCACACCUCCUGUUCUCACACCUCCUGCUCUCACACCUCCUGUUCUCACACCUCCUGUUCUCACACCUCCUGUUAUCACACCUCCUGUUCUCACACCUCCUGUUCUCACACCUCCUGUUCUCACACCUCCUGUUCUCACACCUCCUGCUCUCACACCUCCUGUUCUCACACCUCCUGUUCUCACACCUCCUGUUCUCACACCUCCUGUUCUCACACCUCCUGUUCUCACACCUCCUGUUAUCACACCUCCUGUUCUCACAUCCCAUGCUCUCCAAUGUGUGACUGCCUUCAUCCCGUGCCGCAUACUGCGUGCUGCUCGCAGGACCAUGGCCAAUAAUGAGCUCGAAGGGACCAUCCCUGCCUUCCUCUCUUCCUUCAAAACACUCGUCCACCUGUCAGUGUUCCCACAUAUCCACCCUCACUGUGAGAACCGCACUUCUCUUUCUUUCUUCCUCUCUCCUCUCUUCCUCUCUUCCUCUCUUCCUCUCUUCCUCUCUUCCUCUCUUCCUCUCUUCCUCCCUUCCUCUCUUCCUCCCUUCCUCUCUUUCUCUCUUCUUCCCUUCCUCCGUUCCUCCCUUCCUCCCUCCUCCCUUCCUCCCUUCCUCCCUUCCUCCCUUCCUUCCUCUCUUUCUCCCUUUCCCCCCCUCCCUUCCUCCCUUCCUCCCUUCCUUCCUCUCUUUCUCCCUUCCCCCCCCUCCCUUCCUCCCUUCCUCCCUUCCUCCCUUCCUCUCUUCCUCCCUUCCUCCCAUCCUCCCUUCCUCCCUUCCUCCCUUCCUCCCUUCCUCCCUUCCUCCCUUCCUCCCUUCUUCCCUUCGUCCCUUCCUCCCUUCCUCCCGUCCUCUCUUCCUCCCUUCCCCCCCUUCCCUCCCUUCGUCCCUUCCUCCCUUCCUACCUUCCUCCCUUCGUUCUCCUUCCCUUCUCGAUCUCUUAUUCCCUCAUGUCCCUCCUGUCUACUCCAAUCUGUUUUCCAUGUUCCAUCCGUGCUCUUUCUCUCACCAUUCCCCCCAUGCUAG